Manacus vitellinus (golden-collared manakin) is the source of this 4958-nucleotide messenger RNA. It is a transcript of the gene RAPGEF2, whose product is annotated as Rap guanine nucleotide exchange factor 2. NCBI's taxonomy places the organism in Eukaryota, Metazoa, Chordata, Aves, Passeriformes, Pipridae. The transcript is spliced from 24 exons. Gene Ontology annotation, biological process: positive regulation of ERK1 and ERK2 cascade; small GTPase-mediated signal transduction. Gene Ontology annotation, molecular function: guanyl-nucleotide exchange factor activity; protein binding. The record is from RefSeq and is a predicted model, not a curated record. The coding region runs from base 483 to 4958 and encodes 1491 amino acids.
AGUGUGUGUGAUUGCAAAUGAAACAGGAGUAUUAACAAUGCUUGGCUGAGUGCUGGAGGCUGAUUCCUGCACCCUGACUAAUAUAAUACUGUAUUAAGCCUUUUUGAGGGAGCCUCUGUGCAGUCAGCCAUUUUAGCUUUUUUUCCUCCUUUUUUUUUUUAGCUUCCCUUUCCUCAGGCUCAGGGAAUGAUUUUCUUCCUCUGAAUGGAUGCUGGAUAUGUAGGGUUUCAUCAGGCUCUGUACAUCCUGACAUGCUUAGACUUUCAGUGUUACAAAAAUGGAGACUAACGCUGUCAUUCGGGUUGCUGCUCUGCACUACAAGUGCGAGGAGGGGUUUGAGCUUACCAGUGGUGACACUUUUAGCUCCAGCUUGGCUUCACCCCCUCCGCUGCUUUUUAAUUUAAUGCUGUAGAGGGUGACUUGCCAUCCAUAAGAAAUUGGUACAUGAUGUGUAAAUUCAGUUCAGCUUAUGUUUCUUCAUUAUGAAACCACUUGCAAUCCCAGCUAACCAUGGAGUUAUGGGCCAGCAGGAGAAACACUCACUUCCUGCAGAUUUCACAAAGCUGCACCUUACUGACAGUCUCCACCCACAGGUGACCCACGUUUCAUCUAGUCACUCAGGAUGUAGCAUCACUAGUGAUUCAGGAAGCAGCAGCCUUUCUGAUAUCUACCAGGCUACAGAAAGUGAAGCAGGUGAUAUGGAUCUCAGUGGAUUGCCAGAGACAGCAGUGGAUUCUGAAGAUGAUGAUGAUGAAGAAGACAUUGAAAGGGCAUCGGAUCCUUUGAUGAGUAGGGAUAUUGUUAGAGACUGCUUGGAGAAAGACCCAAUAGACAGGACAGAUGAUGAUAUUGAACAACUACUGGAAUUCAUGCAUCAAUUGCCUGCUUUUGCCAACAUGACAAUGUCAGUGAGAAGAGAGCUCUGUGCUGUAAUGGUGUUUGCAGUUGUGGAGAGAGCAGGAACUAUUGUACUAAACGAUGGAGAAGAGCUGGAUUCCUGGUCAGUCAUUUUGAAUGGCUCUGUGGAGGUUACGUAUCCUGAUGGAAGAACAGAGAUACUGUGCAUGGGGAACAGUUUUGGUGUUUCCCCUACCAUGGAAAAGGAAUAUAUGAAAGGAGUGAUGAGAACCAAAGUGGAUGACUGCCAGUUUGUUUGUAUAGCCCAGCAAGAUUAUUGCCGCAUCCUCAAUCAAGUGGAAAAGAACAUGCAGAAGGUGGAAGAGGAAGGGGAGAUUGUGAUGGUGAAGGAGCACAGAGAGCUUGAUCGCACUGGGACAAGAAAAGGUCACAUUGUCAUCAAGGGAACAGCUGAAAGGUUAACAAUGCAUUUGGUGGAAGAGCACUCUGUGGUAGACCCAACAUUUAUAGAAGACUUCCUGUUGACGUAUCGGACCUUUCUUUCCAGCCCAAUGGAAGUGGGCAAGAAGUUGUUGGAGUGGUUCAAUGACCCCAGCCUCAGGGAUAAGGUUACACGGGUAGUACUGUUGUGGGUGAACAAUCACUUCAAUGAUUUUGAAGGAGAUCCUGCUAUGACUCGAUUUCUGGAAGAAUUUGAGAACAAUUUGGAGAGGGAGAAAAUGGGUGGACAUUUGAGGCUGUUAAAUAUUGCUUGUGCUGCUAAAGCUAAACGAAGAUUGAUAACCUUAACAAAGCCAUCUCGAGAAGCCCCUUUGCCUUUUAUCUUACUUGGAGGGUCUGAAAAGGGAUUUGGAAUCUUUGUUGACAGUGUAGAUUUUGGUAGCAAAGCUACGGAAGCAGGCUUGAAACGUGGAGACCAGAUACUGGAAGUGAAUGGUCAAAAUUUUGAAAACAUUCAGCUGACAAAAGCCAUGGAAAUCCUUAGAAAUAACACUCAUUUGUCUAUCACUGUGAAAACCAAUUUGUUUGUUUUUAAAGAACUCUUAACACGGUUGUCAGAGGAAAAAAGAAAUGGUGCUCCCCACCUGCCUAAAAUUGGUGAUAUUAAAAAGGCGAGUCGUUAUUCCAUCCCUGACCUUGCUGUUGAUGUGGAGCAGGUAAUAGGAUUAGAAAAAGUAAAUAAGAAAAGUAAAGCCAACACAGUUGGGGGAAGAAAUAAGUUAAAGAAGAUACUUGACAAGACUCGAAUCAGUAUUCUGCCUCAGAAACCAUACAAUGACAUUGGAAUUGGCCAGUCUCAGGAUGACAGCAUUGUGGGACUGAGGCAAACAAAGCACAUUCCUCCUGCUUUACCUGUCAGCGGAACCCUGUCAUCCAGUAAUCCUGAUCUACUGCAGUCUCAUCACCGCAUCUUAGACUUUAAUACUACUCCAGACUUGCCAGAUCAAGUUCUGCGGGUUUUCAAGGCAGACCAGCAAAGUCGCUACAUAAUGAUCAGUAAGGACACAACAGCAAAAGAAGUGGUCAUCCAGGCCAUCAGGGAGUUUGCUCUCACUGCGACCCCUGAUGCAUAUUCACUAUGCGAAGUAUCUGUCACACCCGAGGGUGUAAUCAAGCAAAGGAGGCUUCCUGAUCAGCUAUCCAAGCUUGCUGACAGGAUACAGCUGAGUGGCAGGUAUUACCUGAAGAACAACAUGGAAACAGAAACUCUUUGUUCGGAUGAAGAUGCUCAAGAGUUACUAAGGGAAAGUCAAAUUUCCCUACUACAGCUCAGUACUGUUGAGGUGGCUACCCAACUCUCCAUGAGAAACUUUGAGCUGUUCUGUAAUAUUGAACCCACGGAAUACAUAGAUGACUUGUUUAAACUCAAAUCAAAAACAGGUUGCACUAAUCUAAAAAGGUUUGAAGAGGUGAUAAAUCAAGAAACAUUCUGGGUGGCUUCUGAGAUUCUAAGAGAAACCAACCAGCUGAAAAGGAUGAAGAUCAUUAAGCAUUUCAUUAAGAUAGCACUACACUGCAGAGAAUGCAAGAACUUCAACUCGAUGUUUGCCAUCAUUAGUGGCCUGAAUUUGGCACCAGUUGCAAGGCUCCGAACUACUUGGGAAAAGCUUCCAAGCAAGUAUGAAAAACUGUUUCAAGAUCUACAGGACUUGUUUGAUCCAUCUAGGAAUAUGGCAAAAUAUCGUAAUGUCCUUAACAGCCAAAACCUACAGCCCCCUAUUAUCCCCCUGUUUCCUGUUAUCAAAAAAGACCUUACAUUCCUUCAUGAAGGAAAUGAUUCUAAAGUGGAGGGCUUGGUCAAUUUUGAGAAGCUGAGAAUGAUUGCAAAGGAGAUACGCCAUGUCGGUCGCAUGGCGUCUGUGAACAUGGAUCCUUCUUUAAUGUUUAGAACAAGGAAGAAGAAAUGGAGGAGUUUGGGGUCUCUCAGCCAGGGCAGUACCAAUGCAGCUGUGCUGGAUGUGGCGCAAACAGGGGGCCAUAAAAAGCGGGUCCGUCGCAGCUCCUUUCUUAACGCUAAAAAACUGUACGAAGAUGCUCAGAUGGCACGGAAGGUAAAGCAGUACCUCUCAAACUUGGAUCUGGAAAUGGAUGAAGAGAGCCUCCAGACACUGUCUCUGCAGUGUGAGCCAGCCACUAACACAUUACCGAAGAAUACAGGAGACAAGCGACCUGGAAAAUCUGAAACAUCACCAGUGGCUCCCCGGGCAGGCAUCCAGCAGAAAGUGCAGCAGCAGCAGCAACAUAAAGUAAACCAAGCGUUGCAGGUCCCUGCCGUAUCUCUUUAUCCCUCUCGCAAGAAAGUGCCAGUCAAAGACCUCCCACCAUUUGGCAUUAACUCCCCACAAGCUUUAAAGAAAAUUCUUUCAUUAUCGGAAGAAGGAAGUUUGGAUCGUCACAAGAAACAAUCUGAAGACACAGUCUCAAGUGCAUCUUCACAGCUGUCUUCUCCUCCUACUUCACCACAGAGCUCUCCAAGGAAAGGCUAUACUUUGGCUCCUAGCAGCACGGUGGAUAACUUUUCAGAUUCUGGUCACAGUGAAAUUUCUUCUAGAUCUAGUAUUGUCAGCAAUUCAUCUUUUGACUCUAUGCCAGUCUCCCUGCAUGACGAGAGGAGACAGAGGCAUUCUGUCAGCAUCGUGGAGACAAAUCUUGGUGUGGGAAGGAUUGAUAGAAGAAUCAUGAUUGAACCAGAUCAAUACAGCUUAGGCUCAUAUGCACCACUCUCAGAGACCAGAGGCCUGUAUGCUGGAGCAACUGUGCUUUCUUCUCCUAGUACAGAAGAACUGUCACAGGAUCAGGGGGACAGAGCUUCGCUUGAUGCAGCUGACAGUGGCCGUGGUAGCUGGACUUCUUGUUCGAGUGGUUCUCAUGAUAACAUACAAACAAUACAGCACCAGAGGAGCUGGGAGACUCUGCCUUUUGGACAUGCUCAUUUUGAUAGUUCAGGCGAUGGGGCAGGACUGUGGGCCUCAGGCAGCCAUAUGGACCAGCUGAUGUUCCCCGAUCAUGGCACAAAAUAUGGCAGGCAAAGUCAAGGCAGGGAGGGCCUUGAUCAAGCACAGUCCAGAGCAAGCUGGGCAUCCUCAACGGGAUACUGGGGAGAGGACUCAGAAGGUGAUACAGGUACCAUAAAGCGGAGGGGUGGGAAGGAUGUUUCAACUGAAGCUGAAACCAUUAGCAUAACAUCUGUACCAGCAGAGGAGACUAAACCGACUCCUGUGCCCACUCAUACAGCAAUGUCAUCAAGUAGUUCAAAGGGGCAUGUUGCACGAAAAGAAGGUCGAUAUCGGGAACCACCUCCAACUCCGCCUGGUUAUGUAGGAAUACCUAUUGCUGAGUUCGGAGAAGGUGGCUCCCAUCCAACCAGAAAGCCUCCAGAUUACAACAUAGCACUUCAGAGGUCUAGAAUGGUGGCACGGACAUGUGAGACUCACGGAACAUCAACUCCACAGCAGCAGUCUCACGGCCAUUCAACCAGCAGGCCCGCGAACAAACCUCAGUGGCAUAAACCAAAUGAGUCAGAUCCACGUCUUGCUCACUAUCCGUCUCAAGGGUUUUCCACAGAGGAAGAUGAAGAUGAACAAGUCUCUGCUGUCUAA